GCCAUAGUUUAUGAACUUCUGAGCCAUAAAACUGCUUUAUCGUCCCCAGGUGCGAGACUUUGGCCACCAGGCUUUGGAUCAAACGCUCCGUUGGAAAUGGUGCUCGGGGAUUCCAAGAAAGAAAAGUUUUGGGGGGAUUUCAACAGACAAAAGUUUUUAAGUUUUUGCUGCAGCUGAGUGUUGUCUGAACGCCAGUUGGUCCGCAUCCAAAAGAUUUUUGCAGGAAAAAGCUGUCUGAAGCCCCAGGAGAUGGCUUCAUGGAAGUUCGUUUCCCUUUUUCUGAAUCUUUUUGCAAUUUGUGGGUGCCUAUGGUGAUAGUUGUUUGCCUUGAUUGGAGUUUGAAAGAAGUUUUUUUUUUGGUUUUUGAUACCACUGGUUUGAAUUCUCAAAAGCUUCCAAGUUUUGGUUUUGACUGAUUCUGAUUUCGUUUCUUAAUGUUAGCUAGCAGACUAGUCACUAAAAUGAUACUGGAUUUCACUUGGGUUUGUAGUUGCAAUGGACAAGGAGCAAUUUUGUUGCAAAAUGGCUCAAAUGUAGAAUUAUAAUUUUUUUGCUUUGAAAGAAAGAAAACAGAAAACUCUGACUUUUAUCAGUCUGUGUUCAUCAAGGUCUGACUAGAAUGCGAUCUUAUAGAUAAUUCUGAGAAGUGGGUCUAAAAAUUUUCACAUCGAAGUUUUAAGCCUCUUCUUUAUGGUCCCUCCCCUGAGCUCGUCCACCUGAGUGUGUCGUCUUCUUCAAUCCAUCAUGCCACUCUCUGAGGUCCAUCAGACAAGAAAGGUCGAUGCUAACCAAUCCAAGAUGACCAAUUGCUCAUCCGAUCUGUCUUCUUUCAUACCCGACGGUGAAUUCGUCGAACUGCUGUGGGAGAACGGUCAGAUCGUGAUGCAUGGCCAGUCCAACAGGCCUAGGAAGAGUUCCUUCCCCACUGCCACCGCCGCCACCUCCUCUCACACCGGUAGAGCUCAGGAGAAGGAGAGCAGAGAUGUGGUUACCUCAAAGAUUGGACAGAUCGAAGCUGUGGAUCCAUUGGUAAAUGAUUUCCCUCCCACCGCGGCUUCAGGCGAUGCAGGUGUGAAUGCUCAAGAUGACGAUGAUAUGGUCCCCUGGAUUAAUUACUCGAUCGAGGAUUCUCUUCAAAAUGAUUAUUGCUCGGAGCACAUGCUGGAAUUCCCAGGGAUGAGCCUGAAUUCUAUGUCUUCUCAUACCAACACCGCGAUCGCUGAUAGAAGCAAUGGUUUCACUCAGACUGCAAAGAGUUCGCGGCGCAACGUGGAACAGGGACGCACUUCUGAAGAACUCGCGGGAGCCUCAGAUUUUAGUAGGAUUAAGAGCAGCCAGUUGUUUCAGGCGUCGCAGGAAUGGCAGAGUUUGGCCCAAAGUAUUAAGCCGAGGGCGACAGAGUUGAGUACCAGAGGAACCAGUAGUACCCACCAUGGCCUGGCUGGGUGUUUGCUGAGCUCAAGGCCGCAAAAGCAAGAUCGGGCUGGUUCUAGGUCGUCACAGUCAAGCAGCAGCAUUGAUUUGAUGAACUUCUCUCAUUUCUCGAGACCUGCUGCACUAGCCAAAGCCAACCUCCAGGGUCUUGAUAGGUUGAGAAACAACGAGAAAGCCUCUACCACCACCAGUAGCAACCCAAUGGAACCUACUGUUAUUGAUUCUAUUAGUGGUUUAAAGAGUAUCUUAGCAACUCCAGGGCUGGCUUCAGCUGCACCUGAAGUAGAGCAGAGAUCAUCUACAAGGCGUGAUGGCAAUGUGAAUAACAAUAAUAGCAUAUUGCCUGGCUGCAUUAAUCGUCGGAGCUCAGAUGUCGCAGUGGCAGCCAUGCCAUCAGGAAGGAAUGAGACAGAAAAGGGUCCUGAAGCAGUUGCUGCAUCUUCUUCUGUGUGCUCAGGCAACGGUGCUGGGGCAGCAUCUAAUGGUCCCAAACACACACCGAAAAGGAAAACGUAUGAAGGAGAAGAAUCCGGCAAUCAGAGAGAAGAUCAUGAGGAUGAGUCUAUGGGCCUGAGGAAGUCUGCCACCGUGCGAGGCACAAGCACAAAGCGAAGCCGUGCUGCAGAAGUGCAUAAUUUGUCAGAAAGAAGGCGAAGGGAUCGGAUUAACGAGAAAAUGCGUGCACUUCAAGAGCUCAUACCCAACUGCAACAAGGUGGACAAAGCUUCAAUGCUUGACGAGGCCAUUGAUUAUCUGAAAUCUCUCCAGCUUCAAGUUCAGUUCUUGACACAGAUCAUGUCAAUGGGAAGUGGGUCAUGCAUGCUUCCCUUGGUUCCACCGGCUGGUAUUCAACACAUGCACGUGCCUCCCAUGGCACAUUUAUCACAAAUGGGUGCAGGAAUGGGAAUGGGCAUGAGAUUGGGUUAUAGUAUGGGAAUGCUGGACAUGAAUGGUUCUGCAAGCUGCCCUCUACUUCCAGUUCCUCCCAUGCAUGGACGACAGUUUCCUUUCCCCUCAAUUCCGGGAACCCGGGGUUUGCAUGGGAUGCCCAGCUCUACCAGUCUUCCAAUGUUUGGAAUUCCAGGGCAGGGGCUUCCAGCAUCCAUGCCUCACAUUCCACCAACUUGUUCUCUGUCAGGCCUUCCUGCCAGACCAAACUCGACGCCUGGAUCAGCUGGGAUGACUAAUAAUCCGUCACCAGCAACAGAUACAGUUCCUUCAUCAACUUCCAAGGAUCAACAUCAGCAAAGCCAAGACCUGGAAAAAAUACAGAAACCAAGCACCGACGACUCGCAGAUGAAGACUUCUACUCAGGGAAUGGAGUACAACCAAAAAAGGGGAUUGCAGUCACCAGAACAACUAGUGAGUAGGACAUACGACAUACUUGGACAAUGAUUCAUGCUGAAAUUGGGUUGUACUCUGAGAGGACUAGUACUUAUUGGGUUGCGUUCAUUCCAGACACCGGCUCUGAUUGAGAUAGGUCUUGCACAAUUUGCCAGAAGCCAUCCACUUUGAGUGUUGGAGAUCACUGGCAAAACUUUUGCCCUCUGUAUAUCGAGAGUAGCGGGAUCCGUGCAGUUUGUGUAAAUUGCAGAGAAGAUGAGGUUUCAAAACAGAGUGUAGAAGAGAGGUGUGUCGUGCACCUCUGUAAGCGUUUCUAUUCGUUAAUGAAACAGUGGCUCCUUCUAGUUUGAUUCUUGUUCAAGUUGGAAGAUCUUUUACUUGGAUACAUUUGUUAUGUUUCGGGCCUCCAUUGAAUGGUAUCUCUUCGUGCUAUAGUUAAAA
Messenger RNA from Phoenix dactylifera (date palm), 3219 nucleotides. RefSeq names its product transcription factor PHYTOCHROME INTERACTING FACTOR-LIKE 15-like. Gene Ontology annotation, biological process: regulation of DNA-templated transcription. Gene Ontology annotation, molecular function: DNA-binding transcription factor activity; protein dimerization activity. Lineage: Eukaryota; Viridiplantae; Streptophyta; Magnoliopsida; Arecales; Arecaceae. The record is from RefSeq and is a predicted model, not a curated record.